Laetiporus sulphureus 93-53 is the source of this 2175-nucleotide messenger RNA. RefSeq lists its product as uncharacterized. NCBI's taxonomy places the organism in Eukaryota, Fungi, Basidiomycota, Agaricomycetes, Polyporales, Laetiporaceae. Bases 1 to 2175 code for a protein of 724 amino acids. The record is from RefSeq and is a predicted model, not a curated record. The transcript has 3 exons.
AUGGCCGCAGUACUCAAUCCGUCCUCGUAUGUGCCCCGUCAGGGCAUUCUGCUCAACCGAUCACCCUCUGUAUCACCCUACCGACAUUCGAUAGCUCUUCCACACCUCGUGCCGUCUAACUCUUCUCUAUCUUCUACCACAUCGUCUGCGUCUAAUCUGAACACGUCAGACUCAGAGCACUACCUCUCGAGCAACCCGGGAUCGCCUAAGCGAGCCUCGCGACCACCACCAGGUGGUCACGAUCUGAAGCCUCGCGCGGGCUCUAUGCCCACUUCGCGUCGCAUUCGGUUUGCGCCACUGCCUGACCCGCGACGCGACCUGUUUAUCACUAGUAGGGACGAUCCGUCUCUGUCACCAGUUUUCCUUGACGACUGGUGCGAUCCCAAGGGAAGCCAAAAUCUUAAUGCCUCAUCUAGCGGCCAAUCCCACCUCAGCCUGAAGGAUCAAGAUACCAAAAUCAGGUCUGCACCAUCUGGCUCGUUGCUAUUCAACAACGAUCCUGGAGUGCACCAUUCAGCAUCCGAAUCAACCCACACUCUCGCCAGCACAGCCACCAUCAUUCCGUACCCCGCCGUUGCUGGAGCCUCAAGCCCACACGGUGCUACUCCCUCAGAUCUGGAGGGAGGUGAUUGGAAUGUCCUGCCUUCAUCACGCGCUUCUAGCAUCAAUCUUCCGGACGAGCCACCUCGGCGCUCAAACAGCAAUGGCAAUAAAUGGUCCAAAAAGCUGUUGAAGCCGUGGUUGAGCCCCCUGUCUAAAAGUUCAAACCGCUCGACCGACGAGUUGCACAGCUCAGCUUCAACUACAAGCCUCACGAGCUUGAACAGCAUUUACAGUUCUCCGAGAAGUCCGGAUGUUGAGGGAUGUAUGGCGCUGGGCGCUGGUUCGAGUUCGAGGAACGAGAAGGGCAAGGAGAAGUCGAAGAAAAAGAGGCGCGAUAAGGUCUUCGAUCCGGAUUGCGUUCAUGAAUUCGGCACGCCGCUGUAUCGCUGGACAAGUGAAGGCGGUGAUUCUAUGGGCAUUCAGCUCGACAAACGCGGCCGUCGCAUGAUUAUCAGCGAUUCGCGAGAAGCAAGUCCAGAGUCACGCAAGAAUCACGAGCGCGAGAGACAGCGCAUUCGGAGCGGAAGCGGAACCCGAAUGCUCAAUGGAAGAGUGUACGGCGCGAAGCGGAUGAAUGGCAAAAAUGCCUUCGCAAAUGUUCGCACCGAAGAGCCUGAAUUCGUGGAGUGGGGCUAUGGAGGCAUGGGGAGCGUGCGAGCGUCGGGAGGGGCGGGUAUCUGGUCAAGAUUGCAGGCAGGCAGUGGCGUGAGCAUCGGUGCACACGAGAGUGAUUCAAAGCCGCGAGGGCGUCCAAGCACGGCGAAUUCAGCCAGAGACGAUGACGAUGACGGCAGCGGCAUGGCGUGGGUGAAGCGAAGAAGAGAGCAGCGAGAGAGAGAACUGAGGGAACAGGAGAGAAAAGAACGUGAACAGCAGCAGCAGACGGAAGAGAACACCGAAAGCAGUUCUGGCUCACCGGUGGAUAGCUUGGUCGGGACUGAGUCGCCGUCGGUGGCUGAACCUCACUCAAGUGUGUCCGAUCCUGAUUCUCCACACCACAUCGCGCCCUCCGAUGCGCCAGCGGAUAUUCUGUCUUCCUCGCCGGCGUCGAUGGCGGCGUCGUUGCCCGGGACAUCGUCGCCGAAGAAUUACGUCUUGACCGCUGUGACCUUGCCUCCGGAUCAUUACGCCCAUCACCACUCCCACUCCCUUUCACGCAGCACGAUCGAGAGGCUACCGAGUAUCAUCAGGGCGGAGGUCGAACGCAAGGACAGCGCUGACACGGCGCGCAAUGUGCCGCCACCUCAAGGGCAGACGCCCGAACACGCCCACGUGAGCGAAGCGCCCGCCAUGGCGUCAAAGCAGACGGAGGGUGUUGCUGAAGGCAGAGAGCGCAGAGAGAGCGUCCGAUCUGAGUUGAGCAUCACGUCCUUCUCUAGCACGAGCACUAGCGAGUAUCUUGACGACGCCGAUGUCGAUGAGGAUGAAAAGGAGAACCACAAGGACGACGACGAUGACGACGAAGAGGAAGAGGAGCUCGAGAAUGGUGGACGUCUUGCACUCGGCGCAGGUGUCGAGAAAGUCAGCAGGCACAAACAGAGCCCUUCCGUGCAGAAUGCUGCAUCGGAAUGA